Microdochium trichocladiopsis is the source of this 3270-nucleotide messenger RNA. RefSeq names its product CBF/Mak21 family-domain-containing protein. Lineage: Eukaryota; Fungi; Ascomycota; Sordariomycetes; Xylariales; Microdochiaceae. Gene Ontology annotation, cellular component: nucleus. The transcript is spliced from 4 exons. The coding region runs from base 1 to 3270 and encodes 1089 amino acids. The record is from RefSeq and is a predicted model, not a curated record.
AUGGCUUCGUCCAGCUUCAACGAUGCCGCUCUGGCCAAGUUGACGGCCAAGAUUGACAGCAAGCUCUCGAAUGGAAGCGCCAAGUCGCAGCAGGACAAGCGACAACCCGCCUCGCCAAGCAGUAAGCCCGUCACAAACGGAGCCCGCUCGAUCGACAAGAAACGGAAGCAGUCCACGGACCAUAAUUCAGACCGAAAAUUUUCCUCCAGCAAGCGAUCCCGUCGUGUCAGCCAGUCUGAUCAGAGAGCCCCCAUUGGGGCUCAAAAUGACCGUCCUGGCCCGGCUUCCUCGAGACGCCAGAAACACCAUGGCGCACCUGCUUCAGACAAGCCUGCUCCCGGCGACAAGAAUGUGCUCCUCGAGGAGAUCAUAGCUCUCGGAGGAAACGAGGAAGAUCUAGAUUUGGUCGGAGACGCCGACUCUGACGACGAAGGCGCAUUGGUUUCUGUGAGCAAUGCCGACAAAGAUCUUCGUGCUGAAUUGGCACAAUUUGCCGCGGCGCUCGGAUUUGAUAAAAUCGCGCCUACCAAUGACGAAGAUGAGGACGAGGAAUUUGUGGAGGGGGGAAAGGAGACUGAGACCACAAAUCCGGAACAAGACCAAUACUCCGACGAAUCGAGCAAUGGGGCUGACGACGUUGAGGAUAAAAGCCAAGUGGACUCUAGCGAUGAAGAUGAAGACCACGUAGUCGGCGGAGCACCUGUGGUGACAGGUCAAUCGACGGCGGAGGCAACCCGUACCAUCCAGCCAGCCAAGGCGCCCAAGGGCAAGACGAUCUUUGAACAACGCCCAGACUGGCACUCUGCUCCGCUUCCGGCACUACCCUCCGCCACAAGCUCGGAUGUCACAGCUUAUGCUGCUACAAUCGCCAACCUGAAGACCUAUGCUGUCAGCCUCUUGCAGCAAGACACAGCCACUUACAACAAGAGUCAAUCGGCGUCAUCGAAUCACAAAUUCAUGUCGACAAUCAUGACAUCUGGUACCAUGUCAGACAAGGUUUCUGCUCUGACGCUUGCAGCCCAAGAAUCACCUCUUCACAACAUCAAAACCCUGGAAAACUUGCUUGCUUUGGCCUGUAAGCGCAAUCGUGGUCAGGCUCUUGCUGCUCUGGCAGCUAUGGUCGAUCUACUCGGCCCAGGAAUGAUGCUGCCAUCGGACCGACGUCUGUAUGCCUUCUCAUCACAGCCGGGCCUCUUGGGCGUUCUUCACAAGAAGCAGUUGAAGAUUUGGUCUGCAGGUCAGCCUCUACCUGGCAACAUUACCCAACAGCAUCUGAUAUCCUGGGCAUUCGAGGAUUGGCUGAAGGAGUCAUACUUCAAGUUGAUUCAGGCACUGGAGGUCUGGUGUGACGACGAGAUAGACUACUCUCGUACAAAGGCCGUAGACAUGGUUUACGCUCUUCUCAAGGACAAGCCUGAGCAGGAAUCCAACUUGCUCAGACUGCUGGUCAACAAGCUAGGUGAUCGUGAACGAAAGAUAUCGUCCCGGGCUUCCUACCUGCUGUUGCAAUUGCUCAACAUCCACCCAGCAAUGAAAGCUAUUGUCAUUCGCUCCAUCGAGCAGGACAUAAUCUUCCGCCAGGGACAGGAUAUGCGAGCGAAAUACACGGCCAUCAAUACUCUGAACCAGACAAUCCUGAGCAGCAAAGAACCUGGAAUAGCGGACUCUCUGCUAAAGAUCUAUUUUGGUCUGUUCGUGUCCUUGCUCAAGACGGGAGCUUUGAGUCAGCUAGAUGGUGAGGCUCAGGCCACCCCGAAAGCCAAGUCCAAUAAACGUCGCCGUGGGCCUCCACCACCCAAGCGGGAUAAGCAAGUUGAUGCCCAAACAGCUGCUGCUCAAGAUGCCGCCUCGAAACUCGUUUCCGCGAUAUUGACAGGCGUGAACCGCGCCGUUCCGUUCUCAGAGGCCGACUCAUCCACUCUUGAGUCUCACCUUGAUACUCUCUUCCGCAUUACCCAUUCCUCCAACUUCAACACCAGCAUCCAGGCUCUAAUGCUUGUACAACAACUGUCGGCGAGUCGGCACCUUGCCACGGAACGGUUCUACAGAACCUUGUACGAGUCGCUCUUGGAUCCUCGCCUCAUUUCGUCUUCGAAACAGGCCUUGUUUCUCAAUCUGCUGUAUCGCAGUCUUAAGGCCGAUGUUGACGUUCGCCGUGUCAAGGCCUUUGUCAAAAGGAUGCUGCAGGUUCUCAACCUGCAUCAGCCGUCGUUCGUUUGUGGCGUACUGUACCUCAUAAUCGAGCUCUGCGUCAGCUUCCCUGACCUGAAGACUCUUCUAAACGAGCCAGAGGAGCACGAUCUUGGCUUAGCGUCAGACGAAACCACAAUAUCAAGCGGUCCCGUUGUGGACGAUGGUUUGGAUGAGAUGAGAGUCAGACCAGAGACCAUGUAUGACGGACGCAAACGGGACCCGGAAUACAGCAAUGCGCACCGCAGCUGCUUGUGGGAGUUGUUACCAUUUCUUCGGCAUUUCCAUCCCUCGGUUGAUGUGUAUGCGACAGACUUACUCCAGGGCCAACAGACGACACGAAAGCCCGAGUUGGCAAGUCACAGCCUCAUCGCAUUUCUGGACAAGUUUGUUUAUCGCAAUGCAAAGGCAGGGGACAAUGCCAGGGGCGCCUCUAUCAUGCAGCCUAUCCACAUGGGCUCAAGCAAGGCGCAGGCUGGAGCAGGCACCUCUCUCAAUACAGCUGCUUUCUGGAACAAACGUACUGAGGAUGUUGCCGUGGAGGACGUAUUCUUCCACGAAUAUUUUACCAAGGUGGGUAAGGCAGGUCAGGACGGCGACAAAAAGAAGAAGAGAAAGGCCACAGAAGCAGAUGGUGCAUCUGUGGACGACGAGGGCUCGGAAGCUGGCGAAGAUGAGAUCUGGCAAGCUCUUGUCAACUCUCGGCCAGACGUGGAGGGUGACGAUGAUUCCGAAGCCGAGAGUGAUGCUGAGUUCAAUGAUCUCAUGGGGCUUGACGAUUCGGAUGAGGAUAUGGGCGACGCAGCGGAAGCUGAAGACAUGUCAGAUGUCGAAGCUGGUGAAUCCGACGGGCUCGAAGGUCUUCUGGACGACGAAGACGGGGACGAAGAUGAGGACGAUGCUGGGUCUGACGAGGACGAAGAAGACGAUGCUCGGAGAGUCUCGGAGCCAGAAGCUGGCCAGUCAAAGAAGCCAGAGUCGGCACACAAAGCCCGCCGGCGGGCACUCAAGAACCUGCCCAUGUUUGCAUCUGUCGAUGACUACGCAGACAUGCUGGCCCAGGAGGAGGACGGGCUCUAG